AUGCCAUCAACAUUUCCACCGCCUUCUGUCGAGCGACAUCAUUCACGUCGCCGCUCAGGUCGUCAGGAUGAUCCCGAAGCCCAAACUGGCAAUUAUCAACACCGCAUAAGCCACGAGAACACUCCUAGAAAUUCUCAGGAUCCAUACUAUCAGGCCACUUCAGCUGCUGGAGCAUAUCAGACAUUGAAUCCGAGCCAGCAGCAGCAGAAUUACAAUCCCACCCACGACUCAAUCCAAGCACAACAAGCCCCCGGAGACUCUCAAAACACCUCAACUUACCAGCCACCCACCAGCAGCCAUGCACCACAUCAGAGUUCUCACCAUCAGCGAAACACCGGUCAUGGUGGUGCUGGCGGGAGCAGCGGUGGCCUUCUGUCCACGUUCCAACGUCGUGGUGCCCACACAGAUGGCAGGAAGAGUAACCGCGGCCCUCCUGGUCAUAAUCUCCAGCAUCAACCCUCACCUUUUGACUACAAAUCCCAAGGCGGCCGAUGGGAGGAUAUCCGUGGCCAUAUUGUUGCCAUGUCAGGAGAAUUUGUCGGUACCAUCAUGUUUCUCUGGUUCGCCUUGUCUGCUGCUCAGGUCACAUCCAUGAGCAAUCCAGAUGCAGGAGGUUUACAGACUCCACAGACCCUUCUCUUCAUCGCCCUUGCCUUCGGAUUUUCUUUAACCGUCAACGCUUGGGCCUUUUACCGAAUAAGUGGUGGGUUGUUUAAUCCUGCUGUUGUGGUUGGAAUGGUUGUGGCUGGUACGCUUCCUUGGAUGAGAGGUCUUUUCUUGAUCCCAGCUCAGCUCCUGGGGUGCAUGGUGGCGGCAGCGCUCGUUCAGUGCAUGUUUCCUGGAGACGUCGCGACCACUAUUACGAGGCUAAGUCCUGGUGUCAGCAUUGCAAGAGGAUUGUUUAUAGAGAUGUUCCUCACCGCCCUGCUCGUUUUCACUAUCCUGAUGCUUGCGGCUGAGAAACAUCAGGCUACCUUCCUUGCUCCUGUGGGAAUUGGCCUGAGUCUUUUCGUUGCCGAAUUGAGUGGAGUAUACUUCACUGGUGGCUCCCUCAAUCCUGCACGCUCGUUUGGUCCUUCUGUCGCCGCUCGCUCCUUUCCUGGCCAUCACUGGAUCUACUGGCUUGGUCCCAUACUAGGAGCUCUCCUCGCAGCUGCAUAUUACAGGCUGGUCAAAUAUUUGAAUUAUGAGGAGGCAAAUCCAGGCCAGGAUGCCACGGAUCCCAAAGACCAAUGA
Molecule: messenger RNA, 1236 nt
Organism: Endocarpon pusillum Z07020
Lineage: Eukaryota; Fungi; Ascomycota; Eurotiomycetes; Verrucariales; Verrucariaceae
Exons: 2
Coding region: 1-1236 (411 amino acids)
Biological process (GO): transmembrane transport
Cellular component (GO): plasma membrane
Molecular function (GO): water channel activity
Source: RefSeq, a predicted model, not a curated record